CUGUGUCUGGGAGUAGCGGAAAAGUGAAUGAACGGAUAAUACAGUUUUCAUUAUCGAUGUUGACACAAUGGCGUUUUGCAUGCGAAAUAUAGUUGGAAAAUUAGUUAAUAAUUCACAAUCGAUUUCAUCAAGACAAAUUUCAGUUACAUCUUGUGUUGCACAAAAACCUACUUUCAAGUGGUCAGAUCCACUCAACUUGGAAUCUCAGUUGACUUCCGAUGAGAUAAUCAUUCGAGAUCAGUUUCGAACCUAUUGCAACGAAAAAUUAUUGCCUCGCGUGAUAGAAGCAAAUCGACAUGAAAAAUUUGACCGAGCUAUCAUCAAAGAGUUCGGAGAUUUAGGGGUUCUGGGAUGCACCGUCAAAGGCUAUGGAGCUGCAGGAGUAAGUUCCGUAGCUUACGGACUGUUGGCUAAGGAAGUCGAAGCGAUCGAUAGCGGAUAUAGAUCUGCUUUUUCCGUACAAUCGUCAUUGGUCAUUGGAGCCAUAGAAGCUUACGGAUCGGACGCGCAGAAAGACAGACUUUUGCCUAAAUUAAUUGCUGGAGAUCUAGUGGGAUGCUUUGGGCUUACUGAACCUAAUCAUGGUAGCGAUCCGUCAUCGAUGGAGACAAGAGCCAAGUACGACGCGAAUAAAAAAUGUUAUAAACUCAGUGGCAGUAAAACUUGGAUCACAAAUUCACCAAUUGCCGAUGUACUCGUAGUAUGGGCAAAAUGCGACGACGGCGAGAUCCGAGGUUUCAUCAUCGAAAGAGCCGGUAACAAAAAUACCUUGUCGACUCCGAAAAUCGAGGGAAAGUUUUCGCUCAGAGCAUCCGUCACCGGAAUGAUUUUAAUGGACGAAGUCGUAGUGCCAGAAGAAAAUCUUUUACCCAACGUCAAAGGCUUGAGGGGUCCUUUCGGCUGCCUCAACAAUGCUCGCUACGGCAUCGGUUGGGGUGCUUUGGGAGCCGCAGAAGCUUGCCUGAAACAGGCACGCCAAUACGUUUUGGAAAGAAAACAGUUCAAUCGGCCCUUAGCCGCUAAUCAACUAAUCCAAAAAAAAUUGGCAGACAUGAUGACGGAAAUUGCGAUAGCUUCACAAGCCUGCCUUCAAGUUGGACGCCUGAAGGACGAAAAAAAAGCUACGCCAGAGAUGAUUUGUCUGAUCAAGAGAAACUCAGCUGGAAAAGCUUUGGAAAUAGCGAGAACCGCCCGGGACAUGUUGGGCGGCAAUGGAAUUUCCGACGAAUAUCACAUAAUCAGACACGUUAUGAACCUUGAGUCCGUCAACACCUAUGAAGGUACACACGACAUUCACGCUCUCAUUUUGGGAAGAGCAAUAACAGGCAUUCCAGCAUUUUAAAAGUGACACUGCAUUUGUACGCUGCAUUCAUAUUUUAUUGUUGAUCCAUAAAAACUAUAUAUUUUUAUUGUAAA
Trichogramma pretiosum is the source of this 1416-nucleotide messenger RNA. RefSeq names its product glutaryl-CoA dehydrogenase, mitochondrial. Gene Ontology annotation, molecular function: flavin adenine dinucleotide binding; glutaryl-CoA dehydrogenase activity; fatty-acyl-CoA binding. Gene Ontology annotation, biological process: fatty-acyl-CoA biosynthetic process; fatty acid beta-oxidation using acyl-CoA dehydrogenase. Lineage: Eukaryota; Metazoa; Arthropoda; Insecta; Hymenoptera; Trichogrammatidae. The transcript has 8 exons. Gene Ontology annotation, cellular component: mitochondrial inner membrane. The coding region runs from base 68 to 1342 and encodes 424 amino acids. The record is from RefSeq and is a predicted model, not a curated record.